AAACAGCAGCCAGAAUCUCCUUCACUUCAUACUCAGACGUCUGAAAGAAAAACAAGAAAUCGAAAACAAAACUAAUCGGUUUCGUGUUGGAUUUAAAAAAAAAAAAGGAAAAAAUACAAGGGGUGGUCACGAUUGGAAUGUUUUUGAUGAAAAGUACGAAGGAUCAGAGCUAUGCUGUGGCCAUGCUGGGGCACCACCAAUAUUAUCAUCUUUCCAGUGGUCAUUCUUAUGUGAUUGCCUUUUGGGGAAAGUGGGAAUUCGAUAUUGCUGUCCUUUUUACACACACACACACACACACACACAAAUCUCUGUCAAUUCACCAGAAGCAAUAAAUUGCAGGACUCAAUACACACAUUGAGUGUUCUUUAUUACAUUUCAAGUGAAGGGCUCCGAAUCCCAGGACCCAGAGCUGCUCCUUUCGGAUCAUCCGCUUGUAAACUGAACCCAGUGUCCUUUUUGGAUAUUCUCUGUCAGAAUAUUUUUCUGAAACAUGAAAUGAAAGUUUGACGGAAACACUUAUCUUAAUUAUUCUUUCAUUUCAAAAAAACCUUUUUGAAUGACAUACAUCACCAAGGGGCGCUUACAUCGUUAAGAAUUAAGGAGAGGAGGAUAUAUACCAAGGAUGAGUAGAUACCACAGAGUUUGUACAAUAACGACCCCUAAUUAAGGAGAUCUUACUAACUUCAGUCCCUUUUCCAUAAAUCAAUUUUUGAAGAACUUUAUAUUACACGACCCCGAUCCAUUGUCGUUGUGUUCACUGUUGACAUUCUUGCAGUAGUGAAACAUGUCAAAGACAGGGGCAGAGCCCAACAGUGCUGGCCUUGUCCUCGCCACACAUGAAACCAAGGACAACAACUCCAACAACAACAAGAAUACCAUUGCAAUGUCUGUUGUGAACACCAGUAACAACAGCAACAAGGAGUUUGAGCAGAAACAGUUGCCGGCCGAAACGAGCGAAUGUGGUGAGGCUGUAGCAGCGACAGGAAGAGGCGAGCGGGGAGGAGUAGGAGUAGAAGAAAGAGUUGGAGGAGGAGGAGGUUGUGGCAGCAGCCGUGGUUUCCCCAGCAAGCUGGAAACUCGUCUGCACAUCACAGACUUGGAGUUACUCCAAGAUAUAUUUAUGAUCGAACAAGAAGGUACCUACACCUGUAUCAGUCUGACCAAAGAGCAAUUCUGCGAUUCAUUGACGUCUCUGCUGAACAAAGGCACCCGACAAGAGUAUGCAGAACUGUUUGAUAAGAUCGAUGUGACUUGUGAGGGUUUUGUCAACUGGGACAAACUGGGGUCCCACAUGCUCCAUGAGUUUUACGAGCGAGAGGACAGGGUGAAGGCCUCCCAGAUUCCACAAUGGAAAGAUCUGAAGAUUCUUCCCAGUCCUCACAAAGAGACAAUCCAGAGGGUGACCUACCUGAAGAAUUCUCACAAGUAUUUGGUCAUCAGUAAGGAAGGAAUAGCCUCCAUUUGGAACAGUAACCUCCAACAGCAGAGAUGUGAGAAGCUGACCACAGAGUCCUGCAGGUCAAAAGACCUGUGGGUCACACACCUCACGCCAAUGUUGAACACCAAUAAAAUGGCUGUGGCCUAUACCAGCAAGGAGAUUGCUAUCUAUGACCUGAGUAACAAAAUUGAAUUCAACAGACUCUAUAAAAUCAAGGAGUUGAAAUAUACUCCUCUUUGCCUCGACUACUGGUCGAGCAAUGACAGUUCUAAUGAGGCGUACCUGAUGUGGGGUGAUGUCGGUGGUUUUGUCAACAUCUUACACUUUAAUUCCAUAAACAUCGCCCUCUUCCAGCGACCGUCAGCACAUUCGGAGAGCGAGAUCUGUCUGACGGUGCCACUGAGCAAUGUGACCAAAGGCAUCUACAGGAAUGUCACCUACACCAAGUACCAAGCCCACACAGACUGGGUGAAACAAGUUGGGUAUCUUCAGUUCUUGGACUGUUUCAUAUCCUGUUCCUCGUCUUCGAAGGAUGCUUUGGUUCUGGGAUGGAUGGAGAAACACGUUGUCACUUCAGAAAUUCUAAGUAAAUCAGAGAAGAGACAAGAAGCAAGAAAGAUACAAAAAAUGGUCAACUUCCAAAUUCCUCAAGGCAUCAACACCUUCCACUACAGCCCACAGUUCAACCUGAUCGCUACAGCUGGGGUCAACCACAAGAUCUGUCUCUGGAACCCUUACGUGAAGUCAAAACCCAACGGGAUCCUUCAAGGUCACAUGUCCAGUGUUGUGGUUGUCCACAUUUGGUCUAGCAGGAGUCUACUCUUCAGUUUUUCCAAAGACAAGGCACUGAGAAUCUGGGACAUUCAAUUGCAAGUCUGCAUGCAGCGUUUAGUUGGAAUGUUCCCCAAGGUCGGUGACGUUUUCAUCAGUUUGUUCCUGGACGAAGUGACUGACCACAAAGAGGCCAGCAACAACAACAACAGCAGCAACAGUACUAAUAACAAUACCAGUAGUAGUAGUAGUAGUAGCAGCAGUAGUAGUAGUCCCAGUAAAAGCAGUAGCAAUAGGGAAUCCAACCGUCUGUUUCUCACCUUUGGUCCCAUCUUCACUGUGAUUGAAAUGAAAAAUGAAUGUCGCAACAGAGUGGUGAGUCAUGAAACUGUAGUCGUGGCUGUAGUAUACAGUCCAUCUUACAAUCAGGUGGUCAGUCUUUCACAAGAUGGCACUCUGACAUUCUGGAUGCUGGACAGUGGUCAAAAAGUUAAGCAUCUCUCUAAUAUACAUGAGAAGGCUGAGAUGCUGUCCUUGGCUCUAGAUCCCAACACCAACAAGUUGUACACGAGUUCAACCGAUGGUUGUGUCAAGGUNNNNGACUUCAAUGGACAUUGUUGCCAUAAGCUGAUAUGUGCUGGAGGUCAAGAGGCUGAAAUUGGUCAAGUCAGUGUGUUGAAGGGCAGCGUUACUGCUGUUGGAUGGAAAAGAUCUAUCACUGUUUUCCGUGAUGUAGAAAUGAAGGACUUCCUUGUGAACCCUUCAGAGUGGAAAGGACUUGAGAGUCAUGAAGAUGACAUACUUUGCAUGGCGUUUUCCCCACCAAACACACUUGUGACAGGGGCAUACAAUGGGGAGAUUAUCAUGUGGAACACUAAAUCGGAACUGGCCACGGGUUACAUGAGACAAAGAUGUCGUCCACAGCUGUCACAGUCAUUCAGAAGUGCAACUUCUGGGACAGUCAGAUCUUCUGCUGGGGCUCAGAAUUCUGGGAGAAAGACUGGUUCCUCCCGAAACAGGUCACGAAUAUCAUCGUGCCGUAGCGAAGACUAUUAUGAUGAGCAAGUGAGUUGUGAGGUUUCAACGUUUCUUUUUGUGUUUGUUUUUAUUUUGUCAUGUGCUGCAGCUGGCAGUAUAACGAUGACAGUGGGAUCCAUGGAUAAAUACCUGAUAACUGGAGACAUCCAAGGUUGGAUCAAGGUCUGGGAUAUAUCGGAUUAUGCCACGGAUCUUUCUCCAUCGACACUGGAUAUUCCCCCUCCAUUAUUGACCACGUUCCAGCCUCACACCGACAUGGUCAACAGCCUGCGUCUCUGUGAACGUAACCAGUGUCCAUUUAUCGUCUCUGCCUCCUCCGAUUCUACAGUGGUCAUCUCACACCUUAACGGACAACAGAUCGGUGUCUUUGGCCAGGAGGGACAUUGGAAACUUGAUCCCUGCCUCAGGAUUGAACCAGAGACCAAGAUGUCUUCAUUUACUCAAGACAAAGAGGAAGAUGAUGAUGACGAAGGCGAAGAGGAUGAAGAAGAAGAAGAAGAAGAAAAAGAUGGGAAAGAAGAGAUUGCUAUGAGUAAUUUGGAAGAGGAGGAAGACGAAGAGGAAGCCAUCACAAAAGCAGAUAUGUUUCGAUGGAAUACUUGGGAGAAGACCAUCCUUGGUAAAUUGUGGAAUAUUGGUGUUGGUUCUCUAAAUUCUAUUCUUGGAUUCUUUGGCAGAAGUAUUUACUGGUCAGACAAUGACCUUUGGGAAGUUUUUUUAGAUGUUUGCAUGGACCAAAUCCACUCACAAGGUUUUGUACACACACACACACACAGACAGACAGACAGACAGACAGACAGACACACACAGUCACAAACACAUACAGACACAGAGACACAAACACAGACACACACACGGAGACACAAACACAUGCACACACACAGACACAUAGUUGCACACACACAUAGACACACACGUACAUAGUUCUUGGGGACAAUCAGUGUGACACAGACUGUGACAAGGCUCAUUUUUGCCAGUUGAGUGUGUGUG
Molecule: messenger RNA, 4237 nt
Organism: Octopus bimaculoides (California two-spot octopus)
Lineage: Eukaryota; Metazoa; Mollusca; Cephalopoda; Octopoda; Octopodidae
Product: cilia- and flagella-associated protein 337
Molecular function (GO): protein binding
Source: RefSeq, a predicted model, not a curated record